AUGACGACACUUGAGCCAUCACCCACUAAACUAACAGAAGGACUUAUGAAAUGUUUACGUCUACAGAUUUCCUGUAACCAGUUGCAAACUGAAUCUCAACUUGAACAUAUCUUAAAGCAGCUGAAGGGGUACUCUGUAUCCAAGCUCACGAUAACAGGCCUGAACGCCUCCACUUGGAAGAAAGACAUUUUCGAUGGCCUGCACGUCGAAGUUCUGGACCUGGAAAAAAUCGAAGUAAAUGACGCUUCAUUUCUCCCAGGCCGUCGCCAUUUCCAAGGUCUUGAAAAUUCCUUGCAGACUCUAGAAAUCAAAAAGAGUUUCAGGAAUGGUCACAGGUCUCUCAUCAAUCUUAAGUUGGAUCAUUUAUCACGUUUAAGCACUAUCAUUCUGGAAGACAAUCAUAUUCCUGAAGUAGGCAAUGAUUGGUUCACCACCGGACCUGUAGGACUCACCACUCUGAUCUUCGAAAGGAAUGGAAUCGAAGAGCUGGGAGACCGGGCUUUCGCUUCCUUAUCUCAAUUGAAAUUACUGGCCAUAGCUGGGAACCAUUUGAGAGAGAUUUCAAGAUCCGUAAUUCCUCGGCCAGCCACUCAGUUGCAUACUUUAGAUCUUGCGUACAACAAGCUGCGGACUUUGCCAAACGAUUUGUUCGCCGAUAUGCCGUCUCUCAGAGAUGUGAAUCUUGAUUACAACUUAAUUCAUAUUCUUCAGGAAGAUACCUUCUCGGCAGUGUUAUCACGGCUCACGGCUUUGUCUCUUGAAGGAAACCCACUGGAAUGUGACGAAAAAUUGCAAUGGGUCUGCAGUUCCCGGGCAAAUGUCAUUUCAGGAAAAUGCAUUCUGUCUGCUACCAGCAAUGGAAGAUCUGUCCGUCAGUUUUGUGGAGUAUAAAUUAGCAAAAUGCUACAAUUGUAUUCGUUUUUUAAUAAUAAAUUAUUUACA
Argiope bruennichi is the source of this 942-nucleotide messenger RNA. RefSeq names its product leucine-rich repeat and fibronectin type-III domain-containing protein 4-like. Gene Ontology annotation, molecular function: protein binding. The coding region runs from base 1 to 891 and encodes 296 amino acids. The record is from RefSeq and is a predicted model, not a curated record. Lineage: Eukaryota; Metazoa; Arthropoda; Arachnida; Araneae; Araneidae. The transcript has 5 exons.